CUCUAAUGGCAAAUAAUCAUUAAAUGGCUGAAAUAAGAUUGACAACGUAAUCCCCAAAUAGAAAUUACAAUCAAAUGAAUUCUUCUAUAUAAUUUAUACCCGAUCUUACUCUAGAAAAUGCGAUUGAGCAGAUUCCUUUACCUUAAAAAUUAAUGAUAAAAAAGGGCAUUCUUAAAAGAUUUUACUAUGAGGUAAACAUAAUUUGUAUUAUUAUAGGAUGUAAAUAGAAAAAAAAUAAUUGGAUGUAAUAUUUAUGUGAAUGAAAUGAACGAAUAAUAAUUAUAAUUAUCUAAAAGAGGAAGUAUUAAAAUAUAAAAAUAAUAGAAUAAUGUAGAAUUUGUAUGGCAGAUGAAGAAACAUCAAGAUUUAUAUCUCCAUGUGCUUGUAAAGGAACAUUAAUGUUUGUGCAUGAGGAAUGUCUAAAAUUAUGGAUAUUAUAAAAGAAUGGUAUUGAAGAUGUAUUCAAAGAUAAGGUAAUUAUAUAUUGUAAAAUUUAAAUAGAUUAAAUGUGAAUUAUGUCAUUAUAGAUUUAGAAUGUAAAUGGAAAUUACAAAUAGAAUAGAUUUAUAGAGAUUUAAAAAAAUACCAUCUAAUUAAAAAUUAUGUUGGCUUAUUUAUUUAUUGAUUAUUAUUACUCUUAUAAGUGGUUUAGUUGGUAUGAGGAUCUCUAAUUAAUUUAGCUUUAUUUAUGGAAUUCUAAUUAUCAAAUAUAGGAAUAGAUGCUUUGAUGACCAUAAUGAUAGUAUUAUGUGUUAUCUUUCUUGCUUUUCUUAUUACCAGCAUCAUAUACUCUUUACAAAUUGAAAUGAUUGAAAAUUGGUCUUUAUUUCCAUUUAAACCAAGAGAUGUUAAGUAAGGAAACUUUUUUUAAUUAUAAUCUUAAAUGGGAAACAGUUUAUCAGGAAGUCCUUUAGCAAGAAAAAGGACAGUACAUGUAUAAACAUGUCCACCAUUAGGAAGUUUAUAAGUUAUUUAAAUUAAUCAAUUGAUGACAAGUGGUAAUCUUUCUGAGUAAUGAACAAUUUUUAUUAUUAUCUA
This is a messenger RNA of Paramecium sonneborni, 1038 nucleotides long. Lineage: Eukaryota; Ciliophora; Oligohymenophorea; Peniculida; Parameciidae. The record is from the annotation of a GenBank genome assembly.